CAGGCUUAUAUAAAUAAAAAUGUUGUAUUAGUGAGUGGAAAAGGUGUAAAAAAAUUAAAUAGUAUUAUAAUAAAAAAAACUUUCUUUUUUAAAUGGGUAACAAAUUAACAAAUAAAAUAUGAUGCUUAUAUUGUACUUAACAUUAUAUCAAAACUUGAAAACUAAAUUAUUUACAGAAUUUGCCAUAGACUCUUUUUGACAACUUUGCUCUCACUUUUGUCUAUGUUAUUUCUUGUUAUUUUGGUCCUAGUAUCUUCUGUACACCUAUGAUUGAAGAGACAACUUUUCACAUAAUCUUCAGGAUUCAAAUCACUUAGGAAGGUCCAUUUAUGUUAAUAAACAUUAAAUUAGAAAUAUUAUUUAUCGUUAAACGUCAACGAAGAUCCGUACAAAUGUUAUUCAUAACACUAAAUCCUCUUUCACAUUGUGGUUGAACAUGGAAAUGUUUUAAGAAAGAUGUAGAAUGCAGACAUUACGUUUUUAGGAUCAAUAGUUUGAUUGUAAAUAAUUUUUCUCAUACCGCUAAUAACCUUAUCUUGGUCCAGUGAAAAUAUUUUACAUAAGUAUUUAAUACCAUUUUAUCCAUAUCAAAUAUCUGGGUCCUCGGGCCAAGUUGAUUUUUCCAACACUAAAAUAUUUUUGAAAAUAAUUUUAUUUUCACCGUCAUUGUCAAGAAGUCUUGAUUUUAAGUUAUUUUCAAUGCUUGUCAAAAACUGAUUUUUAUUUAUGCUUAUCAUUUUUUUGUUUGAAGUUAAAUCAAUAUUUUUGAACUUCAUAUCUUUUUAAAAGAAGUUAUAACCCUUAUACAUCUCUUUAGAUUGUUCAACUUGCAUCAUUGUAAUAGUGCGACUUUGAAGUUCAAUUGAUAAGUUGGAUAAUUCCUGAAGGACAUCACACAUAAUAGCUAAAUCAUUAACGAAUCCAGGGCUAGCUAACUUUUUAAGGAGUCCUAGGUAUUUAUUCUUAGUUUUAGAAUCUCUAUUGGAAUCAUUGGAUGCAGUAUAAAAAUGCUUAUAAAGUGCUUAUAAAGUUAUUUAAUUUAAAUUUAUACGCAACAAUAAACCAUUGCUAAUAAAAAACUAUUCGAAGCGGAAUUCGGCAAGACAAAUUUUGAAAUGCCGUAAUUUCGUCUUAAAACGCUUAUCAAAAAACCACUGAAAUACAACCACAAAUACACAUUAUCAGCAAAAGUACCACAAUUCACAAGACAGUGAUUCUUUGAUCUCGAUAAGUAAAUAAAGAACUGGUUACCUGUGGUAGACGAAAUUAAGUAAUACCUAGACACGGGUGCCACCUUUUAAAUCGAAAAAUAAUUUAAAUCAAUAAGCACAACAAAAAUGUGAUAAGUGACAUGCUAGAAAGUACGUCCGCUUUAGUUGAAGGUUGAUACUGUGUAUAUUUUAUUUAAUAUUGUACUUAUUUUCCCUUUUUUUCUUCCAUUUAUUGAUAACUCUUGGAAAAAUUAAAAAUGACCUUAAAGUACCAUGAGUUGUCCACAGAAAUUAAUAAAUAAAAAUCAUUGUAAAUCCAAUUCGUUCCUCGCUCCACUUAGAAUCUAAAACGACAUUGAAAUUGAACUAGGUAUUUAUGUGUUUAAAUUUCUAGUUACAAUUACAACAAUAAUAUACAGAUAAUUACUCUAUAAUCAAUAAAAUAAAAAAGUUUAUAUGGUUAAAAAUACAAAUAUAUUUUAUUUUUAAUAAGGUUAAGGUUAUGUAAAUACUUUAAGUACUUAUUAAAUAAAAACAAAUUAAAAAUUCAACAUAGAAGUUGUUGAAGCACAUGAUAUUUGUGCGUUACCAAUAUUUUCAUCAUAAUUGUCAUUGUUUAAACACGGUGGAAGAUGUAAUUUCUAAACAUAUAAAAUACCAAUUAUCAUUAUAAUUAUUAUGAACAAUUUUGCAGUCUAGUUUUUAAAAUUACAAUAAAUGUAAGGUUUAAUACCAUUUAUAAAUACUUUUUAUAUUCAAAAUAAGCAAAAUAUAAUUUGUAUUUAAAAAUAUAUUUUAAAGAAUUUAUAUAUAAUAUAUUUAUUUUUAUAAAAUUAAUCAACAAGGUAAUAAUUAAAUAAAUAAACUAUGAUAGUGUAAGAUAAAAUAAUAUAAUUAAAAAAAUAUUAAGUAUACCUCAAUACAUAAUUUUUUCCUUGUGAGUUUCGUAGCCCAAUCAACAGAUAACGGUUCAUAUAAAAAUGUAUUAAAUGAUGCUAAUUUACCAAUGAUGAGUUUCCCAUUAUAAUCAGCACAAGAAUUUAAUUCCAUUGGUUUAAUAGUUAGCACUGUAUCGGCAAAAUGUUCAAUUCGACAUUUAUAUAACUGAUACAAACAUAAAAAAAAUUUAUAAAUAAAUAAUACAAAAAAAAAAUACAUACAUCUUACAUCAUUAAUUAUUUGAGUACGAGUUGUUAGAAGGCAAGUAGCAUACGAUGAACGUAUGAGAAUUCGAAGCUUGUACAAAAAGGUAACAACAUCCAUAUCAUUAGAAUCCCAAAUUGGUGAACAUAAAUUACUUAUUGUUAUUCUUAAAAUUCGUCUUUGUUCAACUGGAAUCUUAGUACUAAAACCAUCAGUAGUUAUAAUAGUAUUUAUAUAUUCUAAAAGCUCAGCAUAACUAGUACCUAAACAAAAUGCAAAAUUAAAAAUAUCAAUGAAACACAAUUUUUAACUUUAAUUUUUUUAAACAUAAAAAAAUUGUAGUUCUAAAUUAACAAUUUGUCAGAAAAGGGGAACUUGAUUGUUAAAACAAUACCUUAUUUUUUGAUUUUGGUUAAGUAUAAAUGGAAAGAAAGUGAUCAUAUGCACCCAGAUUCAAUUUUUAAUAUUGAUUUUUUUAUAAUAAAAAUUUACACAAAAUUGAUAAUUUAGAUCUUUUUAAUUUUUUCUUUAUUUAUACUUAGUCUAACAUAAAUUAAAUACAGGGAAUAACUAUAAACAUGAAAGGAAAAUAAUUUCAUAAUACUUCCUUCCAAACUAUAUUGGUAGUGCAUCGAUCCUUAAGUUUAAUUUCUACCUUAACAUUCUUAAAUUAAUUAUCAUGCGAUAGGGCUACAUAUAACUUACCAUGACUGAAGACUAGUUCAGGGGUAAGUAGACUCCUACUCGAUAAAUGGUUUGUCCCUGUGCCUUGUUAAUGGUUACACAGAAUUAUAGGAAAUAGUCUUUGCUUAAAUGAAAAUGGAAAAAAAAUGUCCGAUAGAGAUUCAACUUUAUUGUGCGCAACUAACUCUGCUUCAAGUCAUCUACUUAACUGGUUAAUAACUCAAAUGAAAUAGCUUGAUUCACAGAGUAUUCUUAGAAAAAAACAAACACAGGACCUCAAUUAAAACCGGCGAUAUGAAAAUAUGCAGAACACAGGACUCCCACAAGAAAUGUAUAGGAGACAUCACAUUUGAGUAUAACUUAAGAGAAAUGAAAGGCAGAUUUAUUCUUAUGUUUUUUGCGUUAUCAAUGAAAGAAUACCUUUAAUUAAAAAAAUAAUCACUCAUAUUGGCUGAAUAGAAUUCAAAAUGUUUUAAUAUAAAGAUAUAAUAUAUAUUUUAGGUCUACAACAUUAAAACUUUCUGACAUUUUUAAAAUAAACUCACCAUUCAAUUAAGUGGCUACACUGGACUUUUUCCAAAAAAAAAUUUUUUUUUAACAAAAUAAGAAACAAGCAGCUCUAAACAAUACAUUAAUAUCAUUUUUUGUCAACCUUUUUUAGAGGGUGAAACCAUAACCUAAUUUCAAAUAGUUACCCAUAUUAAAAAUUCCAUAAAUAGACAGAUUAAUUUAUAUCAAUUUUGGUAUUAAAAUGUUUAAGUUAUUUAUGAAAAUCAAAAGUGGAUAGUGGUUUUAACCACAAUAAUAAUAAGGGUGACCAAACUUAUUAUUUUAAAAUUUCAAAAAAAAACCUAAACAGAAAUAAUCGAUUAAUGGAAAAUUUUUAAAAAAUGUGUAUGGUAUGAGUAAAUGGUUGAUCAAUUUAUAUCUAUAUAAUUAAAAUAUAAAUACCAUGCAAUUCUUUAUUUGGCCAAUACUUAAUGUUUUGUAAUUCAUCAACUGGAAUUUUUGCAGACAUAUCAAACGUAUGACCAAAAGAUAUAGAUGUAUGAUGUGGUUUAGAGUCAUAUAGUGGAUUUUGACUAUACCGCCAUGCUAUCUUAAAAUCCUCAGAUGUAUCUGUUGGUUGAAAACUGUCUUCCUGAGUCGGUUUUGGUAAAUCAUUGGUCUAAAACAUUAAAUAAAUUGUAUAAACACUAGUGACUAAUGUUAUAUAAUGAACUUAUUACAACUGGGAAAUAAUCUGACUGGUGACUAGUCUGAUUAAUUUUCGAUUUUGGAAUACCUUACACUCAAAAAUAUAUUUGAAAUAAAUAUUGUAGAAUAAUACAUUGAGUAUAACAAAUGUAAAAAAUUAGUUCCAACAAAAUUAUUUUAACUUAAUUCUAUUUUUUCACCAAGCACAAUGUAUGCAGAAGAAUAUGUAUGUAUGUAUACAUUAUUAACAAAGAUCUGAUAAAAUAUGAUUUUUUAUAAAAUUUAAAUGUGACAGCAGAAAGAUAAGAUUUUGCAUUAAAUUUAAUAAAAUAAGGUAUUAUACAAGAAAAAGAAAUUGUUAAAAUAACCUAUAUUUGUCUCAUAAGAGUUAAGAGUCUAUAGUCUAUAGUCUAUAAUACAAUUAUGUAACUUUAUUUAAUUAAAUAAUUUCUAAAAAUAUUUAACUCAAAUAAAUGUAUGAAUGUACAAUACAUAGCUGGACUGUUAAAUUUUUUUUUUUUUAUUAACAAGAUUUAUUCAAAUUAUGUAAAUUAAAUUACAUACAAUAAUUUCAGGUUUUUUUUCAACAUCAACUAUUAAAAUUGAAUGAUCACAAACAAGUCCUUCAGCAAUAAAAUGUUUUAUAAUUAAAUCAGCAUUUCUUCCAUAAUUUUCUUCUUCUGUAAACAAAAAAUUAACUUGAUUAACUGAUGAGUUAUUGGAACUAUAUUUAUACUACGUAUUUACAAUUUGUAAACAAAUUGUGUUUCUAUUCAAGUGACAAGCGUUUGAAAUGAAUCCCUUAAUAAACAUGAUUAAUAAUAUUUUAUAAUAAAACAUGACAUAUUGCUAUGCUCCAAUAAUACAAGUGAUGGUGUGAGGAAAUGCUUCACAAAAAUAUAUGAAGUAUGGUACUUUAUGGAUACAAAACUUGGAUAGUUAACGAUGCACAGCAAUCCUCAAAAUCUUUUAAAUGUGAUAUUGGUGAAGGAUAGUGUGAGUUUAAAUAGAACAACAUUGUAUCAUCAAAAGCAUGUUCAACAAAAUAAAUGACCACAGAGAGAUACACAAAGCAAUAUUAAAGCAAAAUAAUUAAAAGGAAAUUAAAGGAACAUGAAGGCACACAUAAUGAAGCAUGAAAAUAAAUUAAUUUAUAGAAUAAUAAAAGGGAAAAUUGAAGAAAAUAAAUGCCAAGACAACAAAGAACUUAUGUCAAACAUAUUAUUUCUGACGCUACACCAAACUAAAAAGAAUAGCUAUCAACAAGAAAGAGUAGAGAGUGUAAAAUAGACUGCAAAACCAACCAUAAGGUUGACUACAAAAAAAUCAUGUCAUAAAUAUCAUAACAUAAAACAGAAAAACUUGACAUGUAAUCUUGUAUUAAAAGACACUUUUUUGGAACAAAUCUAGUUUACGACCCAAGCUCGUUUUUCAAAAUUUUGUUUUCGAAAUUUAUGUUUUUGCCUGUACAUUAGAAAUCUAAAAAAAAAAUAGUCGGACGAACUUCAAUGAAAGUUAUGGUGUAAAAACUUUAUGAAGUUCGGUUUUUCAUUUCACGUAUUUCUUGGUAAGAAUUUAAUAUUUUCAACAAACACGCCGUGUUUCGCUGUGUUCACUCGGACAAUAUAAAUCGAAAAUAACCUUCGAUUUGUUAUGCAAAAUUAUUUGAGUAGGUAACAAGGUAAAGUGAAAAAGCAUUAUAAGUAGGUAGGUUUAUGUACAUUAAUUAUAAAUAUAAGUAUAAUAGGUAAGUUUUGAUUAUACCAAUGCAUUAGGCAUUAAAAAACCACUCAUUUUGGAAAAAAAAAAAUUGAAAAUGUUAAUUCUAAUAAAGAAAUAAUAACUUCCAAACGAAGUUUGUCUGACUGUUUUUUUAGAUUCUUAAUUUACUGGCAAAAAAAGAUACUUCAAAAAAAAAAAAAAAUUAAAAACGAGCUUGGAUUGUAAAUUUAGUUUAUACCAAACCUUGUUGUUAACACAAAAAUGGGAGAAACUCAAAACCAACACUACACUAAUUUAUUUAUAUAUCUAUAAUGAAUAGAAACACCAAAAGUUUACGGUCAGCCUUUACAUUGCUUUCCCGCUAGGUCAUCUAGCACUUUUGCUAUCUACAUCUAUAAAAAAUGAACAUGCUAAAGUGUUAUUUUUUGUAGCAUUUAGGGCAUAAUAAUAAUAGUCUAAAACGAUCGAAACAUUAACUUCAUUGUUUCAAUGGAUGUAUAUGUAGAUGUAUAUGUUUAAACACUUAUAAAUUUUAUAAAAUUAAAUAUCUAUAAAUUAAAUUAUUACAAAAACUAGUAGUAAGUAUACAAAUAUAAAAACUGUAAAUAUUAUACCUAUAUAUAAAUUAUGCAUUUCUACAAGUUUAUUUUUGCUACUAUUGUGAUGACAAAUUUAAACAAAAAAAUUACAUUCAAACCAAAUUCAGACAACCGAAAAUUUUUGGUCUUAAAAAAUGGUAAGCCUAAAAUAAUUUGAUGUACAAAAAUGUGCCUUCUCCUUAGAGAAUUUGUAGAUCCACUCCAGUAAUGUGAUAAAAAUUCGAUUAAAUUGUUUUACAAUAAAACUAAUAGUUUGAAGAUACUUUAUGCAUAAAUUAUUAAUACUAUUAAUUUACACAAUCAUUAAAACUUACCUACAAGAGUCAAGGUGCCAAUUGCAAUACCGCCAUCUAAAUAUUGAAAAAUGAAAAAGAGUAAAUAAGAGUAAACCAAUAAUGAAAUAUUGAUACUAUUAAAGGUUUUACCUAAAACGGCGUCAAGAGAUACGAUUCCAGUAGAAAUUAAAAUUUGAUUUUUGGUCACAGACGUUUUUGUACCUUUUACCUUUAAACUUUUUCUUUGGGUAAUAGUAUGGGACUGUAGUAAGUUAAACGACAUUUUGUGAAAAGUAAUUGAUCAAGUAACCAGGGAUGAAAUUUCAUUUAUUAUACAAGAAAUAAAUUGAAGUUUGAAAUAUGCGAGAUUGACGACAGAUACUAUAACGAAUACUACAAAUAAUGUAAAUUUACAUUAUUUAAAGUUUAUUUACAGUAUUUGAUAACAGUUCUGUGAUAAAAUAAUACUUGAUAAGUACUAUUUUGUAUCAUUACUUUUUUCUUAGGUCGUGCAUUUCCAAACUGGUAUACUUAUCUAUGGCACAAAUAUUGAAACGUCCCAAACAAAACAUUAUAUUGAAACAGAUAUAAAAUUAUAGCAGUUGGUAAGUUGUAACUAUGUAGUUAAAUUUUACUCUAUGUACCUCUAUUUUAUUUAUGAACUGUUUUAUAGAUAACACUGACAAUAAUAAUUUAGUUUAAUAAUUUUAAUAACUCAUUAAUAAUUCAUUUUCAUUUUUUUCAUAUUGUUCAAUUUUAAGUACUUAUCUUUGAAAAUGGCGAAAAAUUUAGGUGAGUAUUCUGAGUUGUUUUUCCUUAUGUAUUUUCAAUAAUUAUUAAUGCAAUUACUGUUUUCCUCUAUAGUUCAAUGUCAGCAGCAUCCAGAUGCUCCAUUGAUUGAAGAUUACAGGGCAGGCGAUCAAAUAUGUUCUGAAUGUGGUCUUGUGGUCGGUGAUCGAGUGAUUGAUGUUGGUUCUGAAUGGAGAACAUUCAGUAAUGACAAAGGCAGCAAUGGUGCUGAUCCUUCUCGUGUAGGAGGUGCAGAAAAUCCAUUACUUAAUGGUUCAGACUUGUCAACACUGGUGGGACCUUCUAGGGGAGAUGCAUCAUUUGAUGAGUUUGGUGGCAUGAAAUACAAAAAUAAAGGUAUGGUCAACUCAACCAAUCGUUCUCUACUUAAUGCAUAUAGAGAAAUUGGUCUUAUGGCUGAUCGUAUUAAUUUGCCAAGAAAUAUAGUGGACAGAGCAAAUGUACUUUUCAAACAAGUACACGAUGGAAAAAAUCUUAAAGGUCGUUCAAAUGAUGCCAUUGCAUCAGCAAGUUUAUAUAUUGCUUGUAGACAAGAAGGUGUACCACGCACAUUUAAAGAAAUAUGUGCUGUAAGUAAAGUCAGUAAAAAAGAAAUAGGAAGAGUUUUCAAGCUCAUAUUAAAGGCUUUGGAAACUAGUGUUGAUUUGAUAACAACUGGAGAUUUUAUGUCAAGAUUUUGUUGUAAUUUGGGAUUACCUAACAUGGUGCAGAGAGCAGCUACUCACAUUGCUAAAAAAGCUGUUGAAUUUGAUAUUGUACCGGGUCGGUCACCAAUAUCUGUAGCAGCCGCAGCAAUAUUUAUGGCUUCUCAAGCAUCUGACGAAAAACGUUCUCAAAAAGAAAUCGGUGACAUUGCUGGAGUUGCUGAAGUUACAAUUAAGCAGUCGUACAAACUAAUAUUGGCCAAUGCUAGUUUACUAUUUCCCGAAGACUUUAAGUUUGUAACUCCGAUUUCUGAACUUCCAACAUCCUAAUUAUUAAAACUACUAUGCUAAUAUAUAUUUUUUAGCUAACUGUUUAACAAAAUUAUAAUAUUAAUGAACAAUUUAAAUUUAUUUUCAUCUCACUUUUUCAGCAUAAUUUAAAUAAGUAUAUUAUCAAUC
Molecule: messenger RNA, 8744 nt
Organism: Cinara cedri
Lineage: Eukaryota; Metazoa; Arthropoda; Insecta; Hemiptera; Aphididae
Source: the annotation of a GenBank genome assembly